CCGUGGCUGCGUUCACCGUGGCCCUCCAAGAUACAAGAAUGCUGUGGUCCGCGCCAUCUUCCUCUUCUUCUUCGUCCUCGUCGGUAUCGUCUUUUAGGGCUUGGGAAUCCCUCUCUUUCCCCUGCUCUAAACCCCAUUCAGCAUUUCCGAAGCCCAAUAUCAUCUUCUUGAACCCUAAUCCCGAACGCUUCUCCGUCUUAUCCUCCUCUUCUCCUCAUCCUCCUUCUCCGCUCGUUGCUAGCACUACUCUUCCUUCGUCGACCGCUCCGGUAUUGAAGAAGCGGAAGAGGUACCGCAAACCCUACCCCGGGGAGAGCGAGGGCAUCGUUCAGGAGAUGAGGUUCGUCGCCAUGAGGCUUCGCAACGACGCUGGCAGCGGAGAAGAGAAAGAGGAGGAGCAGGCCGGCGGCGGUUGGGAGACAUGGCAGCCGAGGAUGGAAGGCUUCCUCAAGUAUUUGGUCGACAGCAAGCUGGUGUUCGAGACUAUCGAGCGUAUUGUGGACGAGUCCACCGAUGUCGCCCAUGUUUAUUUCAGAAAUACUGGUCUUGAGCGGGCUGCUAGGCUUUCAAAAGACUUAGAGUGGUUCAGUCAAAGAGAUAUUAUGAUUCCAAAACCAAGUAAUCCUGGGACUUCAUAUGCUACUUAUCUGAAUGAAUUGGCUGAGAAAAGUGUGCCAUCAUUUCUGUGCCAUUUCUACAACAUUUACUUUGCACACAUAACAGGUGGACAGAAGAUAGGUAAAAAGGUUUGUGACAUGCUUUUGGAAGGAAGGGAACUUGAGUUCUACAAAUGGGACAGUGAUGUUCAUGAACUGUUGAAAGGCACGAGGGAGAAUCUCAACAACCUAGGAGAACAUUGGACCCGAGAUGAAAAGAACACCUGUCUGAGGGAAGCAGCUAAGUCAUUCCGGUAUUUGGGGCAAAUUGUGCGCUUGAUCAUUUUGUAACUUCCUUUUAUAUUCUAUUUUAUGCGGCUUAAAAUUUUCCAUACUAAGCAGUGCUGCUUUGAAAGAGGGAGAUCAGUGGUCUAAUUGAUUGUCUCAUUGUAAUUUGUAAUUUAUGUUGAUAUUGGAAAAUGAAGCUGUAUAAGGUUUCUGGCAUUUCCUUUUAAAUA
Molecule: messenger RNA, 1114 nt
Organism: Musa acuminata subsp. malaccensis (wild Malaysian banana)
Lineage: Eukaryota; Viridiplantae; Streptophyta; Magnoliopsida; Zingiberales; Musaceae
Product: probable inactive heme oxygenase 2, chloroplastic
Biological process (GO): phytochromobilin biosynthetic process; heme oxidation
Molecular function (GO): heme oxygenase (decyclizing) activity
Source: RefSeq, a predicted model, not a curated record